Molecule: messenger RNA, 1803 nt
Organism: Trifolium pratense (red clover)
Lineage: Eukaryota; Viridiplantae; Streptophyta; Magnoliopsida; Fabales; Fabaceae
Exons: 3
Coding region: 41-1357 (438 amino acids)
Biological process (GO): meristem development; meristem maintenance
Source: RefSeq, a predicted model, not a curated record
CUUUGAAAAAUCUACCAACACCUUUCAUUUUAAAAGUGGUAUGAUGACACCUACCCUGUUCGAUGUGUCAGCUAUCACAGGGUUAAGACCCACUGGCAAAACUUACAGCCCUGAUGAUGUUAGUGAUAACAUCACUUUAAACUACAAAGAAAACGCCUUUUCUGCCUUUAUCCUCAAACAUUCAGGACCUGAGAAUGAAGAAGUCUCAGAUGAAGAACAUGUGGCCUUUCUCACUCUAUGGCUAUCCCAUUAUGUAUUUUGCUCUCGAUCUCUCCAAAUUGCUAGGAAAUUUAUACCCAUGGCUGUGCAAAUACAUGAAGGAUGCCAUUUUGCCUUAGGACGCCUUCUGCUGGCAACUCUGUAUGAGUCGAUUGGGGAAGUUUGUGAUAACCUGAAAGGUUUAGUUCCUGCCAAGUCGAAAUCGAAGAAAGCUGCGCCAGAUGGAUGUUUUCAAGCUGCUGGGCCAAUGUGGCUAUUACAGUUGUGGUUAAAUGCCACCUUUGAAAAAGAACUUGGUUUGUUCAUUCCCACUGAACAUCACGCUUCGAUAGCUAAAAGGAAAAUCGAAGGUACUCGUUUAAUAAGGCUUCAACCUAAUCCCCUUGAACAGAACUCUCAACAGCUAUUCAUGAAGUACAUGAAAAUUUUCUUAGCCAUCGACCAAUUCAAGCCUGAACACGCUCCAUUUGUGAAGAGAACCAUUGGUCCCUCCUGGUUCGUCAAAGAGAUACCAGUGUUGAAUCCUAACGCUGAGGAGGAAAUAAAUGAAACCUGGACAGCAUAUUUAGAUCCUACCAUCCUGUCAAUUCGAAUUGGUACCCUAUCUUCUGAAUAUGCAUUAAUUGGGUAUCAACCGAACUUGGUUUCUAGACAGUUUGGCUUUUCACAGCUUCGACCAAAGAGCAUGUAUAUAAGGAAGAAAAACAUCGUGCUCGGGACAACUGUGACUUCCACUUUGUAUGAAAGGUACAUGAAGAUUAGUCGUGAUAACGUUUAUGGCUUCGAGCCAUUUGACUUCAACCUUUCUUACUACUGUACACAAGAGUUUGCCAACUGGUGGAGGCGAUAUUUCGACAGCAAACACCUAGGAGAUGCAGUGCUUAUCUCGAGGUUGGAGAGUGGGUUUACUCGACCUCAGAUAAAGAGAAUCGAACAGCAAGUCAAGACUACAGUUACCAAAAAACAAGCUGCAGAUUCUGCUAAAACAGUUAAAGAGAAAACAACAUCAAAGUCAGUUGAGUCUGAAGAGCCUUCUAAGGCACGUAAAAGACCAACCAACGUCCCUUCCACUGAGACUGGCCCAUCGAAGAAGCCAAAACCUAACACAAUAGUCGUUAGUGACGAAGAAGAGGUAUAAGUUUUUCCUAACUUAUUUCCAAAGUUCCUCUCAACUCAAAUCCAUUAAUUCAAAUACUUCUUGUUUCGACUUCUAUUUGCAGGAAGAAGAAGAACAAAGUUUCCAGAGAAAGAGGGGCCAGCCUUCUGUGAUUAUUGAAACAAAUAUCCCAGAAACUACUUCUGAUAAUCUUUCUACUGAAGAGAAAGAAAGGAAGAUGAAAGAAAAGAGAGAGAAGCAGGAAAGGAAAGCGAAGAGGAAAGAGGAAAAGAAGAAAGAAGGAAAGAAAAGUUCAGAGGAUCGAACCCGGGAUAAAAAACAUAGAAAGUCAAAGUCCUCAAGUGAUCCUUCUGCAACCAACCUUAAAUCUCCUUCGAUCUCGAAUGAACAACAAGAGCCUAUCCCUGACGCUGAAGUUCAAGAAGAUGCUGCUAUGCCUGAUGCUACACUCAAAGAAUCGGACAACA